AUGGUUGGUUGUGAGUGGGAUGUCUACGGUACUGUACCACAUGGCUACGGUACUGUACCACAUGGCUACGGUACUGCACCACAUGGCUACGGUACUGCACCACAUGGCUACGGUACUGCACCACAUGGCUACGGUACUGCACCACAUGGCUACGGUACUGUACCAUAUGUUUACGGUACUGCACCACAUGGCUACGGUACUGCACCACAUGGCUACGGUACUGCACCACAUGGCUGCGGUACUGCACCACAUGGCUACGGUACUGCACCACAUGGCUACGGUACUGCACCACAUGGCUACGGUACUGUACCAUAUGUUUACGGUACUGCACCACAUGGCUACGGUACUGCACCACAUGGCUACGGUACUGCACCACAUGGCUACGGUACUGCACCACAUGGCUACGGUACUGCACCACAUGGCUACGGUACUGCACCACAUGGCUACGGUACUGCACCACAUGGCUACGGUACUGUACCACAUGGCUAUGGUACUGUACCACGUGGCUACGGUACUGCACCACAUGGCUACGGUACUGCACCACAUGGCUACGGUACUGUACCACAUGGCUAUGGUACUGUACCACGUGGCUACGGUACUGCACCACAUAGCUACGGUACUGCACCACAUGGCUACGGUACUGUACCACAAGGCUACGGUACUGUACCACAUGGCUACGGUACUGUACCACAUGGCUACGGUACUGCACCACAUGGUUACGGUACUGCACCACAUGGCUACGGUACUGUACCAUAUGUUUACGGUACUGCACCACAUGGCUACGGUACUGCACCACAUAGCUACGGUACUGCACCACAUGGCUACGGUACUGUACCACAUGGCUACGGUACUGCACCACAUGGCUACAGUACUGUACCUCAUGGCUACGGUACUGUACCACAUGGCUACGGUACUGCACCACAUGGCUACGGUACUGCACCACAUGGCUACGGUACUGCACCACAUGGCUACGGUACUGCACCACAUGGCUACGGUACUGCACCACAUGGCUACGGUACUGUACCACAUGGCUACGGUACUGCACCACAUGGCUACGGUACUGCACCACAUGGCUACGGUACUGCACCACAUGGCUACGGUACUGCACCACAUGGCUACGGUACUGUACCAUAUGUUUACGGUACUGCACCACAUGGCUACGGUACUGCACCACAUGGCUACGGUACUGCACCACAUGGCUACGGUACUGUACCACAUGGCUACGGUACUGUACCACAUGGCUACGGUACUGCACCACAUGGUUACGGUACUGCACCACAUGGCUACGGUACUGUACCAUAUGUUUACGGUACUGCACCACAUGGCUACGGUACUGCACCACAUGGCUACGGUACUGCACCACAUGGCUACGGUACUGCACCACAUGGCUACGGUACUGCACCACAUGGCUACGGUACUGCACCACAUGGCUACGGUACUGUACCACAUGGCUACGGUACUGCACCACAUGGCUACGGUACUGCACCACAUGGCUUCGGUACUGUACCAAAUGGCUACGGUACUGUACCACAUGUCUACGGUACUGUACCACAUGGCUACGGUAUUGUACCACAUGGCUACGGUACUGUACCACAUGGCUACGGUACUGUACCACGUGGCUACGGUACUGCACCACAUGGCUACGGUACUGCACCACAUGGCUACGGUACUGUACCACAUGGCUACGGUACUGCACCACAUGGCUACGGUACUGUUCCACAUGGCUACGGUACUGUACCACAUGGCUACGGUACUGUACCACAUGGUUACGGUACUGCACCACAUGGCUACGGUACUGCACCACAUGGCUAUGGUACUGCACCACAUGGCUAA
Procambarus clarkii (red swamp crayfish) is the source of this 1833-nucleotide messenger RNA. The record is from RefSeq and is a predicted model, not a curated record. Lineage: Eukaryota; Metazoa; Arthropoda; Malacostraca; Decapoda; Cambaridae.